Plasmopara halstedii is the source of this 951-nucleotide messenger RNA. RefSeq lists its product as uncharacterized. The transcript is spliced from 3 exons. The record is from RefSeq and is a predicted model, not a curated record. Lineage: Eukaryota; Oomycota; Peronosporomycetes; Peronosporales; Peronosporaceae. The coding region runs from base 1 to 951 and encodes 316 amino acids.
AUGCAGCGUUUACCGCCUCGAGCAUGGGCACGCCCAGCGUUAUAUCAUCCAGUUCCACCACCUCCACGUGGAAUCGUUGGUCCGCCAUAUUUAUAUCCGCGCUCAUUGAUUCCUGAUAGCGGCUAUUACCCUCGCUUUGUGCCAAGUCCAAUACCUGAUACGGAGCAGUUGUGGUUGGAAUCAUUCAGACGGACACACUGCAGUCAAGGAAUACAUUCCAAAGAUACACCAACAAUACAAAACGAGCCUCCUUUCAGACUUAUACGACGUCGUGUUGUGCAAGCGCAAACGUUGGCAUUACAGCUAAAAGUCGCGGCAUCGGAGCUUGCUGCAGUCGAAAAGCGACUGGAAAGCUCUCAAGUUGAGACGUUAGGUGAGAAAAAGGCGCAAUUAUGUAUCGAGCACAAACAAAUUACCGCAAAGUGUGAAGCACUUAAGAGACAAUUAGAUGCAAUGAAUGCGGUGUCGGGGAUAUUUACAAAGAAACAACUUGCAGAGUUUCGAGCAUUCGCAGCACGAGUCCAGAAGAAAAAGACAUAUCGCAAGCGAUUAAAGGUGCGUCGUCGAGCUGAGGCAAGUAUACGUCAAGCUGUUGAUGUGAAGUUACAAGACGAAGCAGAGACAUACGAGAAUUAUAAGUCAGAGUCUGUCAUUGAAGAAAACAAGAAGCAGACAGAAAAACAGAACUAUGGCUCGAAAACAGAUAUAAGUGAGCCAACUACAACAAGUCGAACAAUGGAGAACAAUACAGCAUCUGCGCCAACGCUAGAUCCGGAGAAACUAACCAUGGAUUCAUUGAUCGAAGUUCGACGAGCUUGGGAUCAGUACAUUGUAUUACCGACCACAUACGGAGCUUCAUUCAUUCCUCCGUAUUUUGUGCCUCCCCCACCCAAUCCGUCAGCUCAAUGGGCUGUCUACGUCUCGUCAGAUAAUGCUAAUGCUUCGACCUAA